Messenger RNA from Aspergillus sclerotioniger CBS 115572, 1785 nucleotides. Its product is annotated as fungal specific transcription factor domain-containing protein. The record is from RefSeq and is a predicted model, not a curated record. The transcript is spliced from 2 exons. Bases 1 to 1785 code for a protein of 594 amino acids. Gene Ontology annotation, molecular function: RNA polymerase II cis-regulatory region sequence-specific DNA binding; DNA-binding transcription activator activity, RNA polymerase II-specific; zinc ion binding. Gene Ontology annotation, cellular component: nucleus. NCBI's taxonomy places the organism in Eukaryota, Fungi, Ascomycota, Eurotiomycetes, Eurotiales, Aspergillaceae. Gene Ontology annotation, biological process: regulation of transcription by RNA polymerase II; DNA-templated transcription.
AUGCGAUCUGUAUCUGCGGAUCCAGCUCCAGACCACGACAUCGAGAUUGGCAGUUCCCGUCUGAGCGGACCUUUCCACAUCCACUGCAGACGAGCGGCGGACGGUCAGCCCGAGACCAUCGUCCAGAGUGUUAGUCUGAAGACGCGAUUGUUUGGACAGAGUCACUGGGGCGUCAGUGGAUUCUCUUUUAUUCGAGACAUCUUGACCAUGCUCGAACCCCACCUCAGCCAAGAGUCGUCCAAGGCAUGGAUUGGCUUGGAGAAGUGCAAGGCGCUGUCCAGGUGCAUCAAGGUGCGACGUGCGAAAUCCUUACCCUCGCAUCCGACUCCCAACUUGCCUCCCCGAGAACUCGUCGACCAGCUCGUCGAUGCCUACCUUCGCACCACCGAGUCAAUUUAUCGGAUUCUCCAUGUGCCUACCUUUCGCAGACAGUACAACGCACUCUGGUUGAGCGACAACCAACUAGCAGAUGUGGGAUUCGCCGCCCAGCUCAGGCUCGUGCUGGCCAUCGGCGCAGUCACAUACGACGAUACAUUUUCCCUACGCUCCUCCGCCUUGCAAUGGGUGCACGAGGCCCAGCUUCUAGUGGCACAGUUGAAGUUUAAAUCGGCGCUGACCAUUCAGGCCCUUCAGAAUAACCUCCUUCUGCUAUUUGCGCAAGAGCGCCUAAAUACAGGGGGGGAGUCAGCCUGGGUGUCCUUGGGCACCCUCGUUCGGAAAUCCAUGUACAUGGGCCUCCACCGUGACCCCGGAAAUCUCCGCCAAUACUCGUUUCUCAUGGUGGAAAUGCGUCGCCGGAUCUGGAACACCAUUCUGGAGGUAAAUCUUCAGGCUAGUUUGUCAUCUGGUGGGUCACCACUGAUCACACUGGGCGACUUCGACGCAGCCCCUCCGGGCAACUUUGAUGACGAGCAGCUGGAGGCGACCGAUCCUGUGGCAAGUGUUGGAUUCACUAAGACCUCCAUCACGAUCGCGCUCCGCCGAACGUUCCCUCAACGGCUCGCGGUCGUCAAGUUUCUGAACGAUCUGGGCUCGCCCCAGACCUAUGAUGAGACGCUCCGUCUAGACGCCGAGUUGCGCGAAGUGUACCGAGAGCUAAUUCACACACUACGUCCGGGAAGCCAGUAUAUCAGCCCGCAGGGCCCGGCCCCACUGGAAAUCCAGAUGGUGGACUUCCUCAUGCACCGAUAUCUUUUGUCCUUACACGCCCCAUAUUUCGGGUCCGGCCUGCACGGUGCGGAAUUUGCUUUGUCCAAGAAGACCGUGGCCGAGUCCUCGCUACGUUUAUGGCUUGCGGCCUGUCCGUCACCGCUAAUGGGUGGCGUGGAGGAAUUUCAGCGGUUGGUGACCUGCAGCGCGGGCUUCUACCCCACGGUGACCUUGCAUGCGGCCGUCUUGAUUGCGGUAGAGCUACGAAUGCAAUUGCAGGAGGAUACAAAUCUAUUUCCCAUGCCCCUGCGACCCGAUUUACUCGCCGUUUUGGAGGAGGCGAAGGCAUGGUACCUGCGAAUGCUGGAGGCAGGGGAAACGAACGUGAAGGGAUAUUUUCUUAUCAGUGGGAUGGCAGCGCAGAUCCAGGGCCUGUUAAAGGGCCUGCAGAGAGAUGAUAUGGUCGAUCUCCUAAUACAAGAAGUCGAGAAUGUGGAAGCAAAAUGCCUGCCGAUUCUCGAACGCUUGAUGGCCGCACUACCCGAGCAGCGAGUGGAUGAGCCACCCGACAUCCGGGACGAUUGGGAGUUCGCAGUGAGUAGUUGGCCCUUGAAAUGCUUUCUUGCUGACCACUAA